Drosophila montana is the source of this 914-nucleotide messenger RNA. Its product is annotated as bromodomain-containing protein DDB_G0280777-like. The coding region runs from base 235 to 753 and encodes 172 amino acids. NCBI's taxonomy places the organism in Eukaryota, Metazoa, Arthropoda, Insecta, Diptera, Drosophilidae. The record is from RefSeq and is a predicted model, not a curated record. The transcript is spliced from 2 exons.
AUUUCCGAAAAUUCUCAAUGCCAUUUGGUUCUCAAUUUCGUUUCUUUUAUUUUUUCAAGUUAUAAUACAUAUAAAUAAACCAAGAAUAGUAAACAAAUUGAAAUAUGCACUAAAAUUCGUUGUUCUAAGCAAAACAAAAAACAAUAGCAAAAGCAAAGGCAGAGCAAAACAAUAAAGCAAAACAAAAAAUCAAGAAGAAAAUUCAAGCAAAAAGCAGUUUGGAGUACGUGCAACAUGGGUGUACGUCAGUGGGUGCAUCUGCUGAUGAAUGUGCGACGAGCCGGGCUCACCACGCACCCGAUAACAUAUCGGCUGAGGAGCGCACUGAUCCGGACGUUGCCCUGGCUGCAGAUUCAGAGGCCGCUGCAACAGCUGCCGCAUAGCCAACAAAUCGGCGGUCGUCUGGGCAAACGUGCCCCCAACGCGGAUCUCUGGCGCACACAGAAGCUGCGCCGCUACGAGAAGCCGCUGACGAACAGGAACCGCAACGACAAUCCAGAGUGCUGCAUGCCAACCCAAUCCCAACCCCAAACCCAAUCCCAAACCCAAUCCCAAUCCCAAUCCCAAUCCCAAACCCAAUCCCAACCUCCGCAACCUCCGCAGCAGCAGCAGCAGCCGCCGCAUGCCACAACCGCGAUCCGAAAUUCCUUGGCAAUGAGAGCGCGCAAAUCGGAUCUGAAGCAGCCGUUGCAGGUGCGGGACGCGCUAGUUAGUCGCUGGAUUAACUACAGGCAUCUCUCCUCCAAGCGCUGAGCGGCCCGCUCUCUCUCCCUUUCUCUCUAUUCGUAUAUUCGUCUUUCUGUAUGUGUGUGCGUGCGUGUGUGCGUGUGUGUGCCCAUGGUGUCUGGUCAAUUCCCAUGCGUAGCUGAUUUCAACAUCAUUAAAAAUCAUCCGAAUUGCCGCUCGUGACAUAA